UCAGCAUGGCUUCGAAGUCGCAGCGAUGUAAGUCACCAGUGAGUCAUUUUCUUCGCAGUUAAGGACAAUAUCCAAACAUUUUUUCGGCGUCUUUGUGGCUACACGGUAAACUUAUUUCGGGGAAGCAUUUGUGGGUGAAACGUUAACGUUAACAUUACAUGAUAACCCAAAUGACGGAGCUCUGACGGUCCGGCGUGGCUGAGGACGGACACAGACUUUACAGACUUUUAAAAAUAACACAAUACGGCAACGAAAGUGGCCAUAAUGUCAAAGGUGAAGGCAAAGAAGACGGACUCUCCUGCUAAAACACGACGACCCAAAUCUACGGAGCAAAAUAACACAGCGAAACAGAAAAGAAAACAGUGGAUGAAGCAGAAGUACAGAAAGAAAAAGCCUCCCCCCAAGGACCAAAAAAAGGCUAAAGCUCAGCACACGCUGCCCCCAAAAGAUGCCCAACAGUUUUCUGCUAACUGGAAAUUAUUCCAAGAGACUCUAAAGGCCAGUCAACCCGAGAAGAAGCAGCCGGUGGCGCCGAAACACCAGAAUGGUGCUCUUCAAAAAAAGGGGGCUAAGGAAAAUUCUGCUAAAAAUAUUUCCAAGAAUAGUGUCGGCCCCAGGGAGACAGACGCUGGGAAAAAAGUGAAGCACAAAACAGUUCCUAACCGUGCCGUCCACAGGGACUCUCAGGUGAACUCGAAGGCUCCGGGCGUCUCAGAGACAAAACAGCCAGCUGCUCCAAAAAGGAAAAAUGACAGCGAAAGGCCAAACGUCAAGCGAGCAGCCAAGAAAAAGAAGUGUGUGGUUGAGGAGAUGAAACCUACAGAGGCCGACCUUUGGUUCGAUGACGUAGACCCGGACGACAUCGAGGCAGCAAUGGGACCAGAGGCGGCCGAGAUCAUGAGGAAGAAGCAGGGCAUCCACAAGAACAAGGAUACAGAGAAAGCCCUGGUCAAGGAGAAUGCCUUUGAUGGCCUCACCAGAGCUGUGGCCAUUGAUUGCGAAAUGGUGGGAGUCGGUCCUACAGGAGAGGACAGCAUCGUGGCUCGCGUGUCCCUCGUGAACCAGUUUGGGAAAUGCAUCUAUGACAAACAUGUCAAACCCACAGAGAAGGUGACAGACUACAGGACGGCCUUCAGUGGCGUCCGACCAGAAGACAUCAAAAAUGGAGAGGAUGUAGCGAUUGUGCAGAGGGAGGUUGCUGAGAUCUUGCAAGGCAGAAUAGUGGUUGGACACGCCAUACACAAUGACUUAAAGAUUUUACUCUUGGAUCAUCCAAGAAAGUACAUCCGGGACACUCAGAAGUACAAACCUUUUAAGGAGGCUGUAAAGAGUGGUCGACCCUCGCUGAAACUUCUCUGUAAAAAAAUACUCAACGUUGAUGUCCAACAGGGCGAACAUUCAUCUGUCCAAGACGCACAGGCCACCAUGAGGCUGUACACACUGGUGAAAAAACAGUGGGAAUCACAGAUUAAAGCCAAGCAGAAGAAUAAAGCCUCAGAUUAGAAGAAUGAGAGAAAGCCCAAGAGUGAAACAAAGGAAUGAUCAAAGGUUUGGGUUCGUCUCUGGACGACAAAAACCACCAGGAGACCUUUUUAAAAGUAACAGAUGCUGAACACUUCCAAGCUUAUGUUAGAUCUAUCGCAACAAAAACAAACCACGAAGAAUAACAAUGAAAACGACAGCUGUCCACCGGUGUGGCUUUGGCAGCCUCAGCUCCUCAGGCGCAAUAUUUCAGGACGUGAACGAUUAUUUUGGCUGAUUUGGCAAGCCUUACAUAAACCCAGGAGUGCUCUGCUAGAACAUCUGGAGAGAGAGAAUAAGUUCUGCGAGAACAAGGCCUCUUUAUGUACACUGAUCCUUUCAGCCAUUUCCUCCUCAAGUAUUCCAGGACGUUAUUUCACAAUAUCUUAUUCCCAGAAGAUGGAGGCAGAUGUUCAAAUCACACAACAUCCACUUUCCCCUCUGGAGUGCUCUCGAGAACUCUGAAUCAUUUGUCUACUAUUGCACAAGACGUUGCCAACAUUUUGUUCUUGUGUUAUGGUUCCAGUGUUAUAUACAUUUUUUUUCCCGUUCUUUGGUCUCUCAUUGGUUUGUAAUAACUUGGUUCCCUGGUUGCCUUAGAAGCUGUUUGUUUUAAGAAGUAUGAAUAAAACAGAUAUUCUUUC
This is a messenger RNA of Chelmon rostratus (copperband butterflyfish), 2165 nucleotides long. RefSeq names its product REX4 homolog, 3'-5' exonuclease (gene rexo4). The coding region runs from base 265 to 1503 and encodes 412 amino acids. Gene Ontology annotation, biological process: DNA catabolic process; rRNA processing. The record is from RefSeq and is a predicted model, not a curated record. Gene Ontology annotation, cellular component: nucleus. Gene Ontology annotation, molecular function: nucleic acid binding; 3'-5' exonuclease activity. Lineage: Eukaryota; Metazoa; Chordata; Actinopteri; Chaetodontiformes; Chaetodontidae. The transcript is spliced from 8 exons.